This is a messenger RNA of Pleuronectes platessa (European plaice), 6314 nucleotides long. RefSeq names its product collagen alpha-3(VI) chain. The record is from RefSeq and is a predicted model, not a curated record. The transcript has 5 exons. NCBI's taxonomy places the organism in Eukaryota, Metazoa, Chordata, Actinopteri, Pleuronectiformes, Pleuronectidae. The coding region runs from base 107 to 2560 and encodes 817 amino acids.
UUGAUAUGACAGUUGUCCAAACUUUGACAGAGUCAGUCCUAAAUGUUGAGGUUAGCUUUCAUUGGUAGACUUUCAAACGGAAACCUAAUGACGCUAUGACCUUAACAUGUCCCAUUUCUUCUGUUCCAUAGUGGAGAAACAGCCAAAGGGAAGAGAUUUUGUGUUCUUGUUGGACGGAUCUGAUGGUACUAAAACUGGAUUCCCAGCUAUGAGAGACUUUGUCCAAAGAGUUGUAGAGACACUCAGUGUGGAUGACAACAAAGACCGUGUCUCAGUGGUUCAGUACAGCAGAGAUCCAGCCGUCCAGUUCUAUCUGAACACAUACAGGACAAAGGGCGAGAUCUUUGACACCCUCAGAGGUUUGAAACACAAAGGCGGAAGACCCCUCAACACUGGAGCAGCCCUCCAGUAUUUGAGGGAUAAUGUCUUCACAGCCUCUGCAGGAAGCAGGCGCCUGGAAGGAGUUCCACAGGUGCUAAUAUUGCUAAGUGGUGGAAGGUCUUUUGACCGUGUUGAUGCACCAGCCUCUGCUCUGAAAAAGAUGGGUGUCUUGAUCUUUGCCAUUGGAACCAGGAGCUCUAAUAACACAGAACUGCGGAAGAUAGCCCACGAUCCAAGUUACGCUCUGUCUGUGCCUGAUUUCACUGACCUUCCUAGUGUCCAACAGCAGCUUCAGUCCUCUGUGGAGGAGGUGGUUAUUGACAUCACCCCAGAGUCACCUACUGUACUUGUUGACAGUGCCAAAAAGGAUAUUGUAUUCCUUCUGGAUGGUUCUGAUGGCACAAGGAAUGGCUUCCCUGCCAUGCGUGAUUUUGUUGAGAGAGUGGUGGAGAAACUGAAUGUGGGAGAAAACAAAGACCGUGUCUCUGUGGUCCAGUACAGCAGAGAUGCAGAGGUCCAUUUCUAUCUGAACACAUACACCACCAGAGAGGAUAUUGUGGAUUCGGUCAGGGGGCUGAGAUACAGAGGAGGCAGACCCCUCAACACCGGGGCAGCCCUCCAGUACGUUAAGGACAACGUGUUUACAAGCUCCUCUGGGAGUAGGCGCCAGCAAGGUGUUCCACAAAUGUUGAUCCUGCUAAAUGGUGGAAAGUCUUUUGACAAUGUAGAUACCCCAGCCUCUGCUCUCAAACAGCAGGGUGUCUUUGUAAUUGGCAUUGGAACAAGCAGCUCUGACAUUAAUGAGCUGCAGAAGAUAUCCUCUGACCCUAGUCUCGCUCUAUCAGUGACUGAGUUCACUGAGCUCCCCAGUGUCCAAGAACAGCUCUCCUCUGUAAUGAGCACAAUGCUAGUGAGGGCCACGCCAGUGACACCAGCAGUAACCGUGGAGAAACAGCGAAAGGGAAGAGAUUUUGUGUUCUUGUUGGACGGAUCUGAUGGUACUAGUACUGGAUUCCCAGCUAUGAGAGACUUUGUCCAAAGAGUUGUAGAGACACUCAGUGUGGAUGAUAACAAAGACCGUGUCUCAGUGGUUCAGUACAGCAGAGAUCCAGCCGUCCAGUUCUAUCUGAACACAUACAGGACAAAGGGCGAGAUCUUUGACACCCUCAGAGGUUUGAAACACAAAGGCGGAAGACCCCUCAACACUGGAGCAGCCCUCCAGUAUUUGAGGGAUAAUGUCUUCACAGCCUCUGCAGGAAGCAGGCGCCUGGAAGCAGUUCCACAGGUGCUAAUAUUGCUAAGUGGUGGAAGGUCUUUUGACAGUGUUGAUGCACCAGCCUCUGCUCUGAAAAAGAUGGGUGUCUUGAUCUUUGCCAUUGGAACCAGGAGCUCUAAUAACACAGAACUGCGGAAGAUAGCCCACGAUCCAAGUUACGCUCUGUCUGUGCCUGAUUUCACUGACCUUCCUAGUGUCCAACAGCAGCUUCAGUCCUCUGUGGAGGAGGUGGUUAUUGACGUCACCCCAGAGUCACCAACUGUACUUGUUGACAGUGCCAAAAAGGAUAUCGUAUUCCUUCUGGAUGGUUCUGAUGGCACAAGGAAUGGCUUCCCUGCUAUGCGUGAUUUUGUUGAGAGAGUGGUGGAGAAACUGAAUGUGGGAGAAAACAAAGACCGUGUCUCUGUGGUCCAGUACAGCAGAGAUGCAGAGGUCCAUUUCUAUCUGAACACAUACACCAAGAGAGAGGAUAUUGUGGAUUCGGUCAGGGGGCUGAGAUACAGAGGAGGCAGACCCCUCAACACCGGGGCAGCCCUCCAGUACGUCAGGGAAAACGUGUUUACAAGCUCCUCUGGAAGUAGGCGCCAGCAAGGUGUUCCACAAAUGUUGAUCCUGCUAAAUGGUGGAAAGUCUUUUGACAAUGUAGAUACCACAGCCUCUGCUCUCAAACAGCAGGGUGUCUUUGUAAUUGGCAUUGGAACAAGCAGCUCUGACAUGAAUGAGCUGCAGAAGAUAUCCUCUGACCCUAGUCUCGCUCUAUCAGUGACUGAGUUCACUGAGCUCCCCAGUGUCCAAGAACAACUCUCCUCUGUAAUGAGCACAAUGCUAGUGAGGGCCACGCCAGUGACACCAGCAGUAACCGGUAAGAAAUUGAUCAAAUUUUACAUUCCAAGAUCAGUUUAGGUGGCAAAUUGAACCAUGUUAUAGUGCAAUUCAACUACUUAAGGUCAGCCAGUGCCACUUUGAUAUGACAGUUGUCCAAACUUUGACAGAGUCAGUCCUAAAAGUUGAGGUUAGCUUUCAUUGGUAGACUUUCAAACGGAAACCUAAUUACGCUAUGACCUUAACAUGUCCCAUUUAUUAUGUUCCAUAGUGGAGAAACAGCCAAAGGGAAGAGAUUUUGUGUUCUUGUUGGACGGAUCUGAUGGUACUAGUACUGGAUUCCCAGCUAUGAGAGACUUUGUCCAAAGAGUUGUAGAGACACUCAGUGUGGAUGACAACAAAGACCGUGUCUCAGUGGUUCAGUACAGUAGAGAUCCAGCCGUCCAGUUCUAUCUGAACACAUACACGACAAAGGGCGAGAUCUUUGACACCCUCAGAGGUUUGAAACACAAAGGCGGAAGACCCCUCAACACUGGAGCAGCCCUCCAGUAUUUGAGGGAUAAUGUCUUCACAGCCUCUGCAGGAAGCAGGCGCCUGGAAGGAGUUCCACAGGUGCUAAUAUUGCUAAGUGGUGGAAGGUCUUUUGACAGUGUUGAUGCACCAGCCUCUGCUCUGAAAAAAAUGGGUGUCUUGAUCUUUGCCAUUGGAACCAAGAGCUCUGAUAGCACAGAACUGCGGAGGAUAGCCCAGGAUCCAAGAUACGCUCUGUCUGUGCCUGAAUUCACUGACCUUCCCAGUGUCCAACAGCAGCUUCAGUCCUCUGUGGAGGAUGUGGUUAUUGACGUCACCCCAGAGUCACCAACUGUACUUGUUGACAGUGCCAAAAAGGAUAUUGUAUUCCUUCUGGAUGGUUCUGAUGGCACAAGGAAUGGCUUCCCUGCCAUGCGUGAUUUUGUUGAGAGAGUGGUGGAGAAACUGAAUGUGGGAGAAAACAAAGACCGUGUCUCUGUGGUCCAGUACAGCAGAGAUGCAGAGGUCCAUUUCUAUCUGAACACAUACACCACCAGAGAGGAUAUUGUGGAUUCGGUCAGGGGGCUGAGAUACAGAGGAGGCAGACCCCUCAACACUGGGGCAGCCCUCCAGUACGUCAGGGACAACGUGUUUACAAGCUCCUCUGGGAGUAGGCGCCAGCAAGGUGUUCCACAAAUGUUGAUCCUGCUAAAUGGUGGAAGGUCUUAUGACAACGUAGAUACCCCAGCCUCUGCUCUCAAACAGCAGGGUGUCUUUGUAAUUGGCAUUGGAACAAGCAGCUCUGACAUUAAUGAGCUGCAGAAGAUAUCCUCUGACCCUAGUCUCGCUCUAUCAGUGACUGAGUUCACUGAGCUCCCCAGUGUCCAAGAACAGCUCUCCUCUGUAAUGAGCACAAUGCUAGUGAGGGCCACGCCAGUGACACCAGCAGUAACCGGUAAGAAAUUGACAAAAUUUGACAUUCCAAGAUCAGUUUAGGAGGCAAAUUAAACCAUGUAUGAUUGCAUUUCACCUACUUAAGGUCAGCCAGUGCCACUUUGAUAUGACAGUUGUCCAAACUUUGACAGAGUCAGUCCUAAAAGUUGACGUUAGCUUUCAUUGGUAGACUUUCAAACAGAAACCUAAUUACGCUAUGACCUUAACAUGUCCCAUUUCUUAUGUUCCAUAGUGGAGAAACAGCCAAAGGGAAGAGAUUUUGUGUUCUUGUUGGACGGAUCUGAUGGUACUAAAACUGGAUUCCCAGCUAUGAGAGACUUUGUCCAAAGAGUUGUAGAGACACUCAGUGUGGAUGACAACAAAGACCGUGUCUCAGUGGUUCAGUACAGCAGAGAUCCAGCCGUCCAGUUCUAUCUGAACACAUACAGGACAAAGGGCGAGAUCUUUGACACCCUCAGAGGUUUGAAACACAAAGGCGGAAGACCCCUCAACACUGGAGCAGCCCUCCAGUAUUUGAGGGAUAAUGUCUUCACAGCCUCUGCAGGCAGCAGGCGCCUGGAAGGAGUUCCACAGGUGCUAAUAUUGCUAAGUGGUGGAAGGUCUUUUGACCGUGUUGAUGCACCAGCCUCUGCUCUGAAAAAGAUGGGUGUCUUGAUCUUUGCCAUUGGAACCAGGAGCUCUAAUAACACAGAACUGCGGAGGAUAGCCCACGAUCCAAGUUACGCUCUGUCUGUGCCUGAUUUCACUGACCUUCCUAGUGUCCAACAGCAGCUUCAGUCCUCUGUGGAGGAGGUGGUUAUUGACAUCACCCCAGAGUCCCCUACUGUACUUGGUAUGUUAACUAGCACAGCCUCUUGCCUGAAGGGCUACCUGACUUGUCUAACCUUGCAAAGUUUUAAAUUUGUUCCCGUUCUAUCUGUUCUCAGUUGACAGUGCCAAAAAGGAUAUUGUAUUCCUUCUGGAUGGUUCUGAUGGCACAAGGAAUGGCUUCCCUGCCAUGCGUGAUUUUGUUGAGAGAGUGGUGGAGAAACUGAAUGUGGGAGAAAACAAAGACCGUGUCUCUGUGGUCCAGUACAGCAGAGAUGCAGAGGUCCAUUUCUAUCUGAACACAUACACCACCAGAGAGGAUAUUGUGGAUUCGGUCAGGGGGCUGAGAUACAGAGGAGGCAGACCCCUCAACACCGGGGCAGCCCUCCAGUACGUUAAGGACAACGUGUUUACAAGCUCCUCUGGGAGUAGGCGCCAGCAAGGUGUUCCACAAAUGUUGAUCCUGCUAAAUGGUGGAAAGUCUUUUGACAAUGUAGAUACCCCAGCCUCUGCUCUCAAACAGCAGGGUGUCUUUGUAAUUGGCAUUGGAACAAGCAGCUCUGACAUUAAUGAGCUGCAGAAGAUAUCCUCUGACCCUAGUCUCGCUCUAUCAGUGACCGAGUUCACUGAGCUCCCCAGUGUCCAAGAACAGCUCUCCUCUGUAAUGAGCAUAAUGCUAGUGAGGGCCACACCAGUGACACCAGCAGUAACCGGUAAGAAAUUGACCAAAUUUUACAUUCCAAGAUCAGUUAAGGAGGCAAAUUGAACCAUGUUAGAGUGCAUUUCACCUACUUAAGGCCAACCAGUGCCACUUUGAUAUGACAGUUAUCCAAACUUUGACAGAGUCAGUCCUAAAAGUUGAGGUUAGCUUUUAUUGGUAGACUUUCAAACGGAAACCUAAUUACGCUAUGACCUUAACAUGUCCCAUUUCUUAUGUUCCAUAGUGGAGAAACAGCGAAAGGGAAGAGAUUUUGUGUUCUUGUUGGACGGAUCUGAUGGUACUAGUACUGGAUUCCCAGCUAUGAGAGACUUUGUCCAAAGAGUUGUGGAGACACUCAGUGUGGAUGACAACAAAGACCGUGUCUCAGUGGUUCAGUACAGUAGAGAUCCAGCCGUCCAGUUCUAUCUGAACACAUACACGACAAAGGGCGAGAUCUUUGACACCCUCAGAGGUUUGAAACACAAAGGCGGAAGACCCCUCAACACUGGAGCAGCCCUCCAGUAUUUGAGGGAUAAUGUCUUCACAGCCUCUGCAGGAAGCAGGCGCCUGGAAGGAGUUCCACAGGUGCUAAUAUUGCUAAGUGGUGGAAGGUCUUUUGACAGUGUUGAUGCACCAGCCUCUGCUCUGAAAAAAAUGGGUGUCUUGAUCUUUGCCAUUGGAACCAAGAGCUCUGAUAGCACAGAACUGCGGAAGAUAGCCCAGGAUCCAAGUUACGCUCUGUCUGUGCCUGAAUUCACUGACCUUCCCAGUGUCCAACAGCAGCUUCAGUCCUCUGUGGAGGAUGUGGUUAUUGACGUCACCCCAGAGUCACCUACUGUUCUUGGUAUGUUAACUAGCACAGCC